Molecule: messenger RNA, 2133 nt
Organism: Ananas comosus (pineapple)
Lineage: Eukaryota; Viridiplantae; Streptophyta; Magnoliopsida; Poales; Bromeliaceae
Product: anthocyanidin 5,3-O-glucosyltransferase-like
Exons: 1
Coding region: 165-1646 (493 amino acids)
Molecular function (GO): UDP-glycosyltransferase activity
Source: RefSeq, a predicted model, not a curated record
UCAAACUACCACUACCAACCUACUACUACCAGUCGCUGGCAUCGCGACAAAAGUCCCCUAUCCAAGCGCUUCCUGCUAAACGCAGCUUCAAACUCUCUCUGUGUUCCUCGGAGCUACUCACACACACUCCCCCUUCAUUGUCCUCUUCGCACCCGAACCCCCACAUGGUCAUGGAAGAGGCCGCCAUUAAUGGCGAUUUGAAGGAGACGGAGAAGAAGAGUUCUUUGGUGCUCUACCCAUCCAAGGGAAUGGGCCACCUCGUCUCCAUGAUCGAGCUCGCCAAGCUCUUCGCCCGCCACGGCCUCUCCGCCACCGUCGUCAUCGUCGACUCCCCCUACAACACCGGCGCCACCGCCCCCUUCCUCUCCUCCGCCUCCUCCUCCACCGACCCCUCCGUCUCCUUCCACCGCCUCCCCCCUGCCCAGCUCGCCCCGAGCCCUUCACCCCACCCCGAAGUCCUCGCCUUCGACCUCCUCCGCCGCUCCAACCCCGCCCUCCUCUCCUUCCUCCGCUCUCUCUCCCCCUCGCCCCGCGCCCUCGUCCUCGACUUCUUCUGCACGGACGCCCUCGACGUCGCCGCCGAGCUCGCCCUCCCCGCCUACUUCUUCUUCACCUCCGGCGCCUCCGCCCUCGCCGUGUUCCUCCACCUCCCCAUGCUCCACGCCCGCUCGGCGAAAUGCUUCAGAGAGCUCGGCGCGGAGCCGCUGCGCGUCCCGGGCGUGCCCCCGCUCCCCGCCGACCACAUGCCCCUCCCCAUUCUCGACCGCGCCGACGAGGCCUACGAGGGCUUCCUCGGCCACUCCCGGCGCCUGGCCCGCUGCGCCGGCAUCGUCGUCAACACCUCCCGCUCUCUCGAGCCCCGCGCUGUGGACGCCCUGAUCGCCGCGGGGCUCUGCGUCCCCGACCACGAGCGGCCCCGACCCACCCCGCCCGUCUACUGCGUCGGCCCGCUCGUCAAAUCCAGCGACGGCGCCCGCGGGCGCGGCGAGGAGUGCCUCGCGUGGCUCGACGCCCAGCCCAAGGCGAGCGUCGUGUUCCUCUGCUUCGGGAGCGUCGGGCGCUUCUCCGCGGCGCAGCUAAAAGAGCUCGCGAAGGGGAUCGAGAAGAGCGGGCACAGGUUCUUGUGGGUGGUCAGAAGCCCACCGAGCGACGACAACGACGACCCGGAGAAGCGCUUCUUGCCGCCGCCCGAGCCGGACCUGGAGAAGCUCUUACCGGAGGGGUUUUCGUGCCGGACCAGGGAGAGGGGCAUGGUGGUGCAGUCAUGGGCCCCGCAGAGAGAGGUGCUGGCCCACGAGUCGGUCGGGGGGUUCGUGACGCACUGCGGGUGGAACUCGGUGCUGGAGGCGAUCUGCAGCGGGGUGCCGAUGAUCGCGUGGCCGCUGUACGCGGAGCAGUGGAUGAACAAGGUGUUCUUGGUCGAGGAGAUGCGGCUGGCGGCGGCGGUGGAGGGGUACAAUAGAGAGCUGGUGACGGCGGAGGAAGUGGAGGCCAAAGUCAGGUGGCUGAUGGAGUCGGCCGAGGGAGGGAGGGAGCUGCGGGAGCAGACGAAAGCAGCGGCAGAGAGGGUGAGAGAGGCCGUGGAGGAGGGGGGAGAGUCGCAUGCCGCACUGAUGGAGCUCAUGCAAGUGUGGAAACACAGCUGAACGAAAAAAAAAAUUACGUAGUUUUAAUAUAUUUAUCUGUCAAUAAUAAUAAUAUAAUAAUAAUUAUUUUAUUUCAGUAAAUCACAAAUAAUAUCAGUUACAGUGAAAAGAUGAAAAUGUAACAGGUAGUAAAACAAAUCUUGCAUCCUUGAAUUGCAAUGAUUGCAAUUCUCUCCUUAACAUUAACAUCCUUGUCAUUCCUCUUGAUUUCGUAAAUCUUUUAACAGAGAGAGAGAGAGAGAGAGAGAGAGUAACAAUUUACAUCCACUUUUUGAUAUACACUCUUGAUAAAAUAGCACUAUUUCUUUUCAUUAAAAAUUAGGUAACAAUUAUAAAUUUAAGUAUUGUUCGGGGGAAGGAGUAUAAGAUUCGAUAUUUUCCUUCAUCCCUGAACCAAACAGCACCUCUAUGCCUUUGUAUAUAUAUUAAUACUCUAGCAAGUAUCAUCAUCUUAAACACAGUUCCUUUAAUAUUGCAAAGGGCUCGA